Molecule: messenger RNA, 1852 nt
Organism: Fusarium redolens
Lineage: Eukaryota; Fungi; Ascomycota; Sordariomycetes; Hypocreales; Nectriaceae
Product: efflux pump antibiotic resistance protein
Exons: 1
Coding region: 16-1668 (550 amino acids)
Biological process (GO): transmembrane transport
Molecular function (GO): transmembrane transporter activity
Source: RefSeq, a predicted model, not a curated record
UCUCGCCCGACAACAAUGGCAGAACUUGUCAUUUUGGAACGAACUAUAUCGCAGCAGAUUCGCCAGGAAGACAAUGCCGAACCUGCUUACCAAGAACACGACAGCAUUGCUGACAGCGAUAAUGUUGCGGAGCCAAGUGAACAAGCUGCCGCUGAAUACCCAGCGGGCAUCAAAUUCUGGCUGACCAUACUCUCCGUGGUCUCCAUCCUCAUCCUUGCCAGUAUAGACAUGAACAUAGUCGCCACAGCAGUCCCAGCUAUCACCGAUCACUUUCACACGGUCGCCCACGUGGGCUGGUACUCAUCCGCCUUCAGACUCUGCGUCUGCGCAUUCCAGUUCAUCUUCGGGAAAGCAUACAAACUCUUCUCUGUCAAACGCGUCUUUCUCACUUCCAAUGUUAUCUCCAUAGCUGGAUCUGUACUCUCGGGCGCUGCUGUUUCGUCGACGAUGCUUGUUGUCGGUAGAGCUGUCGCUGGCCUGGGAUCUGCAGGACUGUUCGCUGGCUCGUUCAUCAUUGUUGUUCAGUCUACUCCUCUUCAUCGACGACCUGUAUUUCUGGGAAUCUUGGGCGCUGCUGAAGGCUUGGCUACCAUUGCUGCACCGUUGCUUGGCGGUGCGCUUCAGACUCUCAGCUGGCGAUGGUGUUUUUACAUCAGCGUGCCUUCUGGUGCAGUUACUCUACUUCUUACCAUGUUUUGUCUAUCGGAUGACCAGAAACCUAGCGCUGUUGCUGAAAUGACGUUUAUGCACAAGGUUGCUCAGCUCGACCUUGUUAGUAACAUGCUUCUUCUCCCAGCGCUCACAAGCCUCUUUCUCGCUCUCUCAUUGGCUGGCACUAUAUACCCAUGGAGUAGCGGCCAGGUGGUCGGACCUCUCGUCAUAUUCGCUGUUCUUCUUGGUUUGUUCGUCUGGAACCAGAUCCGCCGAGGCGAUGCUGCUGCACUUCCGCCUCGCAUCAUGAAGCAUCGCUGCAUAAUCGCGGGUUUCAUCUUCAUAUUCUGCGUCAACAGCACAGGAGUUGUACUAGAAUACUACCUACCUACAUACUAUCAACUCGUCCGUGGAUACACGCCCGUCAAGAGCGGCUACAUGAUGUUGCCUAUCAUCAUCGCGGCAACAGUCGGUUCACUCAUCCAGGGAGCUGGAACUAGUGCAUGCGGUUACUACACGCCUUUCAUGCUCUUCGCAUCCAUCAUCAUGCCAAUUUCUGCAGGGCUCAUUACUACGUUCAAAAUUGAUACCAGUUUUGAAAAGCUCAUUGCCUACACGGCACUUUUAGGUUUGGCCUACGGCAUUGGGUUCAUUGGCCCUCAAACAGCUGUGCAGACAGUUCUCCCAGCUGAAGACGUCCCGCUUGGCUUAUCCAUCAUGUUGUUUGCUCAAUCAUUUGGUCCAGCUCUGUCUGUUCCCAUUGCGCAGGUGCUCUUCAUGAACAGGCUUUCUGAUAACCUUGAUGGCAUUGUGCCGGGGCUGAAUGGGACGCACAUCAGCAACAGCGGUCUUACCGAGAUGGCUGUCAAUGUACCAGAAUCUGCGAUGAGACAGGUGCUAAUUGCAAUUGACAAAAGUCUCGGGCAGACAUGGUAUCUUGUGGUUGGGCUGGCUUCAGUCGCGCUAGUUGGGAGUCUGAUGACGGAAUGGAGAUCAGUAAAGGAAAAACGCGAAUGAACUGAUAUCCAGGUCUGCUGGCCACUACUCGACCUUGUAGUCCUGAGUAUAGUGAUGAAGCAAUCAUAUUGGCCCUCCAACUGUGAAGAUUCUGCUAAGUUAGAGGACUGUCGAGAUGAAGGGUCGGGGCGAACGGGAGCCCUGUAAGAUGGUGAGGUGAGUUGGACAAUUUUGGCAAAUGUAU